AUGCAUAAGGUCGAUUUGGCGAUCGCAUGGAAUUUUGAACGAACAGUAUUGGGUGCGUAUCGCUGGUUGUCGGACAAUUAUGAGCGUGGGGACUGUAUAUUUCUUUUCGGGUUUUCUCGUGGCGCAUUCCAAGUCCGCGUAGUCGCGGCAAUGAUCGACAAGGUCGGCCUGAUCCAUAAGGGAAAUGAGAUGCAGAUCCCAUUUGCAUAUGAGCUAUAUGCAGACCCGAAAAGUGAUGAUAAGGAAUCAAGUUCAGUGACUGAAGCUGGAUCGUCGAAGUCAGGGGACCUCAAGACCAGCGCCGCCGAGCGUUUCAAGCUGACCUUCUCAAAUGAGGUACAGGUGCAUUUCAUUGGUGUCUGGGAUACUGUCUCGUCCAUCGGAAUUGCACGCGGAAAGAAGAUGCUCCCUCGGACAGUCGACGGGAUGAAACACGUCUGCUUCUUCCGUCAUGCACUGGCGCUCGACGAGCGACGGGUCAAGUUCUUGCCCGAGUACGCUUAUGGAGGUUCGGCCAGUGGUGCAAAACCUGAUGACAAGAAUCCUCCAAGUCUUGACCAUGGAUCCUCGGAAAAGUGCGAUAAUCCAUCCACGAAGAAUGAGGGCGCAACUACCAAAGAUAUAUCCCCAAGUGAUAGGGUUGACCGCUCGCAGGGCAUGAACAAGCUACAUCCACAAAUCCUGGAAGUCUGGUUUGCGGGAACGCACUCGGAUAUAGGAGGCGGAAAUGUGGAGAACCGCGGGAUGGAUCGUAGUAGACCUCCUCUGAGGUGGAUGGUGCUUGAAGCGAGGGCGCUCGGUCUUCGCACAAAACCAUUCGAGCGUGAGCUCUCUCGUCACGAGCAGAUCAAUGUUAUGGAAUCUUUGAUGGGGGUCUGGUGGGAAAAAUAA
This is a messenger RNA of Laccaria bicolor S238N-H82, 891 nucleotides long. RefSeq lists its product as uncharacterized. Lineage: Eukaryota; Fungi; Basidiomycota; Agaricomycetes; Agaricales; Hydnangiaceae. The transcript has 7 exons. The record is from RefSeq and is a predicted model, not a curated record. Bases 1 to 891 code for a protein of 296 amino acids.